Messenger RNA from Archocentrus centrarchus (flier cichlid), 7346 nucleotides. It is a transcript of the gene sorbs1, whose product is annotated as sorbin and SH3 domain containing 1. Gene Ontology annotation, molecular function: protein binding. Gene Ontology annotation, biological process: cell-substrate adhesion. The record is from RefSeq and is a predicted model, not a curated record. The coding region runs from base 186 to 4502 and encodes 1438 amino acids. Gene Ontology annotation, cellular component: nucleus; cytoplasm; cell-substrate junction. The transcript has 28 exons. NCBI's taxonomy places the organism in Eukaryota, Metazoa, Chordata, Actinopteri, Cichliformes, Cichlidae.
CGCUGGUGGAGCGCAGCCGUCGCAAAGAGCUCAGUGAAGUGUGUCUGUGUGCAUCAGCGAGCACAACGCUGGAUUACCAUCACAGAGAGAGCUCUCCAGCAGAGGGCAGCGAAAGACCAAGCGCAACUCCCAUCCCAUCAGGUCCUCGAACAGUCUGUGCUGUUAGGAUCACACCUCUGAAAAGCAUGAAAGGGUCUCCUGACCUGAUUCCUGCCGCAGAUCUGGACCCGAGUAGAGUUUGCAAAGGGAAAGGCGUGGUGACUCUAAGGGCCACCCUUGUCCACAUAGAUGAUGAGGACUGCAUCAGCGAAGAGCCAAACGUCAUCACAGCACCAAGUGGCUGGACAAGCCAGACGAGCCAGAUUAAUGGAGACAGCUCUAAAGCAGGAUUGGCUGAGGGAGGCAGCAACAACACAGCUGAUUUACCUCCUGUAAACAACACUCUGUGCCAGAACAAUUCACCUGCGAGCAUAAAAGAAAAUCAAACUCCAUCCUUCACUGACAUUCAGAACUGCAUCACAUCGACUUCCAGCUCUGUUUAUCCCUGUACCAGCACAGUUAACCCCACCAUAGUCCUGCUACAACACAACAGAGAGCAGCAAAAGCAGCUUUCUCAUUGUGAAGACCCAACCCCAGAAAGGGAUCAAAGCCCAGAGCCAGGAAGAGAAUCUGUCAGUCCAGUCCCUGAAAUGGACGGGAAGAGGCAGCGGCUAUCACUGCACUCCCCCGUCCUCAGUCCUCUCAACAGGCCCAUUGUGCCUGUCCGGAACACUGAAAAGUCCAAAGACUGGUAUAAGACAAUGUUCAAACAGAUACACAAAAUACCUGAGCCUAUUGAGGAAAACCCUUACCGUCCCACCUACAUAUUCCCUGAGAACUAUGAGAUUCAGGUGAAAUCGAAAGAUGAUGGUCCCACCCCCUUUGGCUACUUGGAAGAUGUGAGAGCAGUCCCACGCUCAAAAAGUGACAAUGAGGUCGAUUCAAGAGGCCGCUCGAUGCCGGUGCCAAUGCGGUCCUCUUCCCUCAAACCCUCUUCCCAAAGGAACGAGUGGGAGCCCCCGGAUAAAAAGGUAGACACCAGGAAGUACCGUGCCGAGCCCAAGAGCAUCUUUGAGUACGAGCCGGGGAAAUCGUCUGUGCUGAAGCUGGACAGAACGACUCAGGAUGUAAGUCCAGAAGAUGUAGAUUUAGAGAAUGAGCCUUGGUAUAAAUUCUUUUCAGAGAUGGAGUUUGACAAAGCGAGUGCCCCCUCUUUCAGCCCUUUGGAAACAGCCUCCGACCUGCAGCAGUACUCCUCGAGCAAGUCUGGACACAGCGAGGUGGAGCAGGACAGAGGAUCAUCCACUAGUGAGCCUGUGGCUCCAGAAUGCGACCGUCAUGUUUACAAGAGUGUCCUGGAGGGCGGCGAUAUUCCCUUACAAGGUCUACGGGCUCUAAACAAGCGCCAUGGUAGCUCCUCCUCCUCUAAAGUGGAUUAUAAAGGUGGGAAUGGCUAUAUAAUUUCACCCUGCUCCUCUGUAAAUAGUCGAUCGAGUCUUGCCAGUAAUGCAAUAGGUAACCAAUGUAAGAGUAAGAAGCCUCUGUCUGCUGCCAAAGCCUGCAUACCCCAAAUCCUGCCCUCUAAGUUUAAGCCCAAGCUGCUGCCACCCUGUGGCAACAGUCAGGAAAGCAGGACUAAAGCUGCCAGGCACCCAAAGGCCCACAGCUGUGAGGAUAUCUACACAGGGCAAUGUGACACAGACUGUGCUGGAGCAGAGGAGAGGGCGAGUGCCCAGGAUUCAGAUUCUAGAUCCAGCUGUGGAAGUGAGUGUGGUGAUGGUCUCAGGAAUGCUUCCCCUGCAAUUAGGAGAAGCACAUCAGAGUUUUCCAGCCUGUACAGGACCAUGCAUCACAUCCAGCGGCCCAGCUCGACUGGCUGCAGCCCACACGGCAGUGUCCGCAGCCUGACCUCACUUUUUGAAAAAGCAAAGGCCAACGGGGAUGAGAGGUCAGAGGCAGGCGAUGGGGAUAGCAUUCCACGGGAUACUGUAUCCUCACGGGUCAGCGAGUUUGAAAUUAUCAUCCAGCGCUCCACCUCAGCUCCCAGCCGCUCCUCCUCCUUGCCCAUCCUGCACUCCAGCCACAGCCCCAGCCACAGCCCUGCCCACCUCUACAUGGCGUCUGCAGUGUCAGCGGAGUCCCUUUUAAUAGCCAACACCACGCAGGCAGAUGUCUGCGACCUGGGAGAGGUGGAGAGCAAGAGCUCCGGAGAGGAGGCCUUGUCACCAGAAAGUGUGACGGUGGAGGAGACUGCUUCCUCCAUUGAGGAUCAACAUAACAACAGAACUGAGUCUCCCUGCAACACAGAAGCAGAAGUUGAGCAGAUUUUGAGUGAAAUUUCCCCAGAACUGAACCAUCAAAACAUCAGUGAAUCAAAGAGCCCCUCAGUGAUGCUGACAGCAUCCUCUCCACAACACAACCAUCUCCACCACCACCAUCACCUCCUGCAUCACUUGAACCAUCAACUCCUCCUCAAACCCAGCAAAUGCAAAGGCUCUUGCCCAGCUUCCUACACCCGUUUUACCACUAUCCUCAGGCAUGAGAGACAGCAGGCCACAAACCAAAAGGAGAGGCAGCCACCUACAGAGAAGAAAACCACACUGCCAGGAAACCUCUUCCUCAUGGGCCCUGCUCCCUUCAGGUUACGGAAGAACCUGCAAUCCCAUCAGACUCGGAGGAUGCUGUUAGCCACCAAGGUGCCAGUGGGCAUCCAGAGGCCAAGCAGUCUUUCCCCUGAGCUCAGACCGUCAAUCCCUCAGCGUCUGUCCUCCCUGGAGGUUCUGGAGAGGCUGAGUAACGGAGAGGAAAGCAACACUGACCACCUGAGUAACUGGCAGGGCUUGGACGCCAACGGGAACCUACUGCAGCCGCUGGCAGCUCACCGCAGAGACUCCUCCCCAGCUCACGGAGAAAGCCAGGAUGAAGUGUUGAGGAGGCGUCAUGGGGACAAAGAGAAAAUCUUGGAGGAGCAGCGGCGGCUGAAGCGGGAACAGGAAGAGGCUGACACAGCGUCGAGGCGACACACGAGCAUUGUCCCCACACACCACCAGUUCAUCACCAACGAGCGCUUCGGAGACCUGCUCAACAUCACAGAUAACACAGAGAAAAGGAAAUCAGGCGUGGAGAGAACUCCUGCCAUGGCUCGCUUUGACUUCAGAGCAGAAACAUUAAAGGAGCUGCCUUUUCAGAAGGGAGAUAUUGUGUACAUCAUUCGACAGGUCGAUCAGAACUGGUAUGAGGGUGAACAUCAUGGAAGAGUUGGUAUUUUCCCUCGGAGCUAUGUUGAGCUCCUCCCCCCGACAGAGAAAGCACAGCCAAAGAAAUGUGCCCCAGUGCAGGUACUGGAAUAUGGAGAAGCUGUCGCCCGCUUCAACUUCACUGGGGACACAGUGGUGGAAAUGUCCUUCAGAAAGGGAGAGAGGAUUACACUGAUUCGCAGAGUUGAUGAAAACUGGUAUGAAGGCAAAAUUUCAGGCACCAAUCGCCAGGGCAUUUUCCCCGUCACCUAUGUAGAAGUUCACAAACGACCCCGUAUCAAAAACGGGGUGGAGUACCCGGACCCACCUGUCAGCCAUUCACCACAGCGCAGCACCAAUGCUUCUCCACAGCCUAAAAAGCUGUAUCGUAAUCGUCUGACCACCUCCCCCCUGCCUCUCCCUCGCUCUCCCCGCCGUUCUGUGUCCCCCGAGGUCCAUGCUGUCUCUUCUGAGUGGAUCUCCCUGACUGUGGGAGGUGGGAGUCCCCCUGCGGCUCCCACCCCUCCACUGCCACCACUGCCCACUGUGUCCUACCGCUGGGGUGAAUACCUGCCCCCGCCUUUCUCUGCCAGCCCCGUGCCUCCCAUCGCUGGCAGCCCGUACUGCAUCUCCCCCAUGGCCUCCCCAUCUGCCUCCCCUCUACCCCCACCUUACCCACCCAGACCCAACUCAACCACCCCCUGCCUCACAUUUACCCCACCUCAAGGGGAGGACUUCCUGCUCUCUCCUUCCUCCCCACGUGUGUCACGCAGUGUGAGCCCUAGCAGCGGGCCGGUACUGGAGUGCUGGCUGAGGGGGGAGAAGGAGUUGACAGAGGGGGAAGGCGCAGAGGGGGACAGGGGCCGCGCAGGUCCGGGCAGCAGGCGAAAUAGCCCUGCAGAGUUUGUGAAAAAUGAGGCUGACCAUCACGGACGAACCACCAGAAGCCCUGUGAUGCUGUUUGACAUCCAAGAUAACAACAAUGUUAACUCAUUUGCGCAACCCCAGUCACACAGCAGCAGCCCGGAGCCGAGCCGUCUCAACUGUGGAAUAUUUCAGGCUUUGUACAGCUAUGUGCCGCAGAACGAUGACGAGCUGGAGCUGCAGGAGGGCGAUCUCGUCAGUGUCAUGGAGAAGUGCGAUGACGGCUGGUUCGUUGGUACAUCAAAGCGGACAAAACAGUUCGGGACUUUCCCGGGGAAUUACGUGAAGGAGGUGAAACUGUAAAGCUCUCUAAUCUGGCUGUAAACACAUGGUUGCCUGUCAAGCUUGGGAAGUCAUAACUACCGCGCAUGGCUGUUGGUUAGAAUAGUCAUUUAAGCCGGGCGAAUAUAUUUUAUCUGGGAAAGUGAUCAGAUCGGCUCGAGGUAUGUCAAACUGCACGAAGUCGAAGACGGGGACAGCUCACUGCCCAAACCUCAGCACGGUGUACACCUCCAUCACAUUUUACACACCUCUCCACAGAAUUCUUCAGUGUCCACACGUGGAAUUUCUCUGUGAAAACCUCCCACAAAUUAGCUUUCGAUGUACAAAUAAUAGCUUUCAUUUUGUGUGUGUAAUUUUGCAGUAUGCAAGAGUUUGCGUAGCACCUCGGUGUAGAGGUCGGCAGAGCAGAGCAGUGUAUGGAUAAAAGGAGCGGAUCUCAUUGCCAGAACUGGACUCGGGAGGAGUCAGACUGUAUUUUUAUCUGAAGUGGAGUUGGACCUGUUUGUCAUGAGCUAUCUUUCAGGACCAGAGGUGUUUAACACAACUGGCAAAGUAUGACGCAAAUCACACAUCUCAUGAAUGAAUUUAAUUUGAUUUUGCAACUGACCCUCAGUUUAAAUUUCAGAAAGGAAAAAAAAAACUGCUUAAAGUCAGUGCCCUCGGUACUUUAAAUACUUAAAGCCUUAUGUAAAAAGACCCUUUUUAAAACAUUGAACUGUUUUCUUCCACAUUUUGUGAACCAUCAAAAAGUCAGUAUUUGCCUCGCAGCAUUCACAACUCAUUGUAGCCCAAAUACUUUAGACCGAGUACAGUAUUGCCUUCAUAUUUUUAUCCAAAGGCUGCUAAUAGAGAAGUUAUUAACAGCCACCUGCAUGAGUAGAAACACUAAAACGUUGAUGUGUGUUGCUGGUUUCCUCCACAAACACAAAUGCAGGACACGCAGACUGUGUUGCAUGUCUCAUAAAAGUGAAACUGAACUGUGUAUAUGCACAUUCUAUAUUUUAUAUAUUUCUAAAACUGUGUUUGCUGAUUAUCAAUGCCUUUAAGGUAGCUGGUGGCAGACGCCUGGCUUCAGAGCAACCACAGGACAGGCGUGGUAGCACUUAACUUCCUGUUUGGUCAUUUAGGAAGAUCCCACCUAACAAUAAAAUAGCAGUGAUGACUUAAAGCUAUUUAAAGUUUUAAGUGAAAGCCAACAAGGUGUCUUUUUUUUUUAAGCAUAUUGAGAUUUUAACCGUGCCCUUAUGAUUGUAUAUGUAAAAGCAUAUGGAAAGUUUUACACGUAUGGUUGCCUAGUUUCAUACAUAAUGACUACAGCUAUAAGGUCAGCAUUAACACAGCAUGCACUGUAAGAUCAUUAAGAGACUGACGAAACAAAUUGGAGCAUGAAGCACCAUCAGCCCUAGUAAAUGCACUUUUAAAUUAAAGAAAACAGAAGUAAUGACGGGCUUGAUGCAGCUCUUUGAGCUUUUAACUGCUGAUUGCUGAUGGAAGAUUGCUUUGAAUUCUGCUAUCAAAUCAUCAGAGCCGUCUUCCUACCACUGCAGAGCGCUCACAUCUCCAGCGCCAUCAGAUCCGGUAACAGACGCCGCAUGUCAGGAUUGAUCCUACACACGCGCACACAGAAAGAUGAUAGCUAUUGUUUUCUUUGCUAAUUCUCUCGUCAAAUUCCUCACAUCAUCAGUCUCUGGGCUGUGCAGAGCUUUCAAGUAGUGUGUCCAGAAAGAAAUUCCCGGUGCUUGUUAUGACCUGCUCGGAGCAGGAGAUGGAGGUUGUUUGUUGGGCAGUUGCUCAAGUGUUUUAAACUAAGUUUACUUUAUGUGGGGAAGAUUGAUGCAGUGAGCAGUGGAACUCAGAAAAGCGCUCCCGUCACUUCCCUAUCCAGACAAUUCUAAUUAAAGGGUCUUCCCUAUAGUGUAGCUGUUUAUGAACACACAAAAUCUGAAGUAUAGAAACAUUAGACAAGUAAGACUCAUUAGAUCUAGACGUGUACGUUGACUGUGUCUUUGUUCUUUUGGCACCGGGAUGUGUUAGCUACAGUUGUGCAUGUGGCCACCACAUAGGUCAUAUCUGGAGUUUAUUAAUCGAUGAAGUACAUUCAUUUAACCCAGUUCGGUACAAUCAGUGUUUCCUGUCAAAUCAGGUUUUACUUCCUGUGCAGAUCACCACCGCUACUUUGCCAACAUCAGCAAAAGAAUGUUUUCCCAGCGAGAUAAAGCACGUAAUAUAAUACACCGCAGUGUGGGGUUUUUAAUGUUCACCUAUUUUGUCUCACCACAAAAGCAUGUUUUUUUUGGCUCGACAUUUCGCUCCUCUGUAUUUCCAGCUCCUCAUGAAUGUGUUAGUUGGGAGCCUGCUGACCUGUAGCCUUUCGAAAUGAGUUGUGUUGUGACGGAGAGAGAGGUUUGGCCCUUCUCAAACACACUGCACGGCGGGCAAAUAAUCACUCAUUUAGUGACAAAACAACUCGUAAUAGAUUGUUUCUGUGAUUUUGUUUUUUUUGUCCAUAAAACAUCACAGGAUGUAUGAAUGUAUGAAUAUAUGAAUGUGUUGCAGGCAGUGUAAACAUAAUAUGUAAAAAAACAAAGUGUGAAUUUUCACCUUGAAAGAAUAUUAUUGAACAGUGCGGCAAAUGAAGGAUUGUAAAUAUGUAAAAAAUAAAUAAAUAAAUAGACUGCGAGCAAUGGGAGCGUCAGAUUGAGCUCUCCGUCACUUGCAGUGGUUUAUUUUGCCUGAAGGAUUUUUGGCAAAGCACAGAGUGGAGCGUUACCGAGCACAGAAAGAUUGAACAUUACGCUGCCAUUUGUGAGGAUCAUGUUGCCUUAUGUUAUUGUGCCUCAUUUUCAUUCUUUUUUUUUUUUUUUU